This is a messenger RNA of Ochotona princeps (American pika), 2307 nucleotides long. It is a transcript of the gene ECHDC1, whose product is annotated as ethylmalonyl-CoA decarboxylase 1. The record is from RefSeq and is a predicted model, not a curated record. Lineage: Eukaryota; Metazoa; Chordata; Mammalia; Lagomorpha; Ochotonidae. The transcript is spliced from 7 exons. Gene Ontology annotation, cellular component: cytosol. Bases 26 to 931 code for a protein of 301 amino acids. Gene Ontology annotation, molecular function: enoyl-CoA hydratase activity. Gene Ontology annotation, biological process: fatty acid beta-oxidation.
GUAGUCUGACAGAACCUAAGGAGAAAUGGCAAACAGCCUUUUGAAGACAUCAUCGCUGUCUAUGCGGACCAAAUUGCUACAUCAAACAGGAGUGUCACUUUAUAAUACAUCUCAUGGAUUCCAUGAAGAGGAAGUAAAAAAAAAACUUCAGGAAUUUCCUGGUGGAUCUGUUGACCUCCAGAAAGAAGACAAUGGCAUUGGGAUUCUUACUCUGAACAACCCAAGUAAAUUGAACGCUUUCUCAGGUGUUAUGAUGCUACAACUCCUAGAAAAAGUCAUUGAAUUAGAAAAUUGGACAGAGGGGAAAGGCCUCAUUGUCCGUGGGGCAAAAAACACGUUUUCUUCAGGAUCGGAUCUGAAUGCUGUGAAAGCACUGGCCACCCCAGAGGAGGGAGUGGCCUUAUGUAUGUUCAUGCAAAACACAUUAACAAGAUUAGUGAGACUUCCUUUAAUCAGUGUUGCACUGGUUCAAGGUCGAGCAUUGGGCGGAGGAGCAGAAUUUACAACAGCAUGUGAUUUCCGGUUAAUGACUCCAGACAGUGAGAUCAGAUUUGUCCAUAAGGAGAUGGGCAUAAUACCAAGCUGGGGUGGUACUUCCCGGCUUGUUCAAAUAAUUGGCAGUAGACAAGCUCUCAAAGUGUUAAGUGGAGCCCUCAGACUGGAUCCACAAAAAGCUUUAAAUAUAGGAAUGGUUGAAGAGGUCCUGCAGUCUUCAGAUGAAGUGAAAUCUCUAGAAGAGGCACAAGAGUGGCUUAAACAGUUUACCAGUGGGCCACCAGAAGUAAUUAGAGCUUUAAAGAAAUCUGUUUGUUCAGGCAAAGAACUUUAUUUCGAAGACGCAUUACAGAAUGAAAGAGAUCUUUUAGGAACACUGUGGGGUGGAAGUGCAAAUUUAGAGGCUAUUGCCAGGAAAAAAAAAUUUAAAAAUUAGUUUUUCUAAAAUUUGAAUGUACUGUUAAGUAAAGCUGCAAUGAUUAGUAUGUUUGGACACUAAAUGCUUUUGAAUAUGAACAUCCCAAUUACUUUUACACUAUUAGUCUUUAAAAUAAUUUUUCAAUGCCUGUACUCAGUAGCCUUGUUGUCACUAUCUAUUCAUUUAGGCGUUUAAGAAAUACUAUGCGAUAUUCAGCUAAUAUGUAUACCACUUAGGGGCUUAGAGAUUACAUGUCAAGUUCCGUAAUAGUUCUUCGUUUGUAGCUGAGUUGUUAAACACAAAAUCUUUUCCUGUGAUUAUCAUGAAAUUUGUGUGUGCUUACCUGGAAAUAAUUUAUGAAAAGUAACUUGAGUCUUAUAGGUGAAGAAUCAAAGUGAGGAGAAACUGGAGGACAAGAAAAUGAUAGCUGUCAUUUCCUUCCUUUUGCAAAGGGACUAAGUCACAGGAAAUGGCCCUUCACUUUGAAAAACGAUUUGGCCCACUAUCCUCUAAUGGAUUUGGAGCCUUACUUACUUGAUCCUUUCAAUGACGAGUUUUCCAUUUUGAAGUGGAAGCUAUGAUAAGCAAAGUGAGCUGACACCACACAUUAAUUUGCGCUCCAAGAAUCUUAAGUUAGUAACGUGCACUAUUGCUGCUGUGUCCUGACGGCUCAUUCAUGAAGCAUCCUGAAGUAUACGUUUGCUUUAUGCUGCAGAUUUCAAUUUGAAUUUUUAAAAGCUAGCUUUUUUUAUAUAUAACUAGGUUUGAAUAAUAAAUCUAGUUACGUAAGUUUUAAAAUGACUGUGUUGGUAAUAUACCUUAGUGCUGGUUCAUGUCCUGGUUGCUCCACUUUCCAUCCAGCCCCAAUUAAGGCCUGGGAAAGUAGUAGAGGCUGGCCCAACGCCUUGAGACCCUGCAUCCUUGUGGGAGACCCAGAAGAAACUCCUGACUCCUGGCUUUGGAUCAGCUCAGCUCCGCCCAUUACAGCCACUUCGGGAAUGACCCUGCGGAUGGAAGAUCUUUGUCUCUCCUCUCUGUAGAUCUGCCUUUGUAAUAAAAAUAAAUAAAUCUUUAAAAAAAUGUCAUAGCGCUGGUGCCGUGGCACAGCAUACUAGGCUCCGCCUGCAAAACCAGUAUCCCAAAUAGGCUCUGGUUCAUGUCCUGUUGCUCCACUUCCAAUCCAGCUUCCUACUAAUGGCCUAGGAAAGUAGCAGUGGAUGAUGGCUCAAACUCUGUGAGACCCCGUACUCAUGUGAAAGACCCAGAUGGAGUCCCAGGCUUUGGACUGUUUCAGCGAUGACCAUUAUGACCAUUUGGGAGUACACCAGCAAAUGGAGGAUCUCUCUCUCCUUUCUGUAACUCAGUUUUUCAAAUAAAAUAAGAAAUACACAUCA